CGCUUGCGCAGACUUCAUGUGGACCGGUAUUUAUUUUAGCUUCUUGUGCUACACACAUGCUGUCAUGCUGCCCAUGUGCACCAUAUAACUAAAGGAAAAGCUCUUUAUAUCAGUCCGUUCACAUUAAAACGCCUAGUUUCGCUCUUGUAUAAAAUGGCGAAGGAUGGUGCCGCGAAACUGUCCAAAAAUCUCCUGCGGAUGAAGUUCAUGCAGAGAGGCCUGGAUGCAGAGGCGAAGAAACAGCUGGAUGAGGAGGAGAAGAGGAUCAUCAGUGAUGAGCACUGGUUCCUGGAUCUGCCUGAGCUCAAGGCCAAAGAAAACUACAUCAUUGAGGAGAGAAGUUACGUUCCCUGUGAGGAUUUGGUUUAUGGCAGAAUGUCAUUCAGAGGCUUCAAUCCUGAAGUUGAGAAAUUAAUGUUGCUAAUGAACACGCACAAAGAGGAAGAGGACGAAGAAGAGGACGACAAUGUGAGCAGAAUGGAAACUGAUAUUACAGAUGAAGAGAUGGCUAGAAGAUAUGAAAGCUUGGUUGAGAGCAUGAGAAAAAAGUUUGCCAAGAAAAGAAAUCGCUCCACAAUUACUAAGAGUGAAGCGGACGUCAACUGCAAUGAUGCUGAUAAUCAACCCAAAAAGGUGUUCCUGAAACCUCAGGACUGAGACAUUUUAAUCACGCAUCUGCGAUUUAUAUAUAGAUGUUUAUUUUUAUGCAUUGGACAUUUUUUAGAUUUUUUUUUUCUCUUAUUUUUAUGUUUAAAGACAACAACAUGCAUCAUUAUGGAAAAGGUACAAGUGUAUGGAUUUAUUUGAACAUCCUUAUGUAUACUUUUUCACAAUUAAAUGUACCAACCUAGAAAACAAAAGUAAAACAUUGACCUGGAUGUGAAUGACCAGUGCUUUAAAAAUGCCUGAGAACCCAAUGAAGGCUUUAUGAUCAUUAGA
This is a messenger RNA of Onychostoma macrolepis, 939 nucleotides long. RefSeq names its product M-phase phosphoprotein 6 (gene mphosph6). The transcript is spliced from 5 exons. Gene Ontology annotation, biological process: maturation of 5.8S rRNA. NCBI's taxonomy places the organism in Eukaryota, Metazoa, Chordata, Actinopteri, Cypriniformes, Cyprinidae. The coding region runs from base 154 to 657 and encodes 167 amino acids. The record is from RefSeq and is a predicted model, not a curated record.